AAGAGCGAAGGCUGUUAUAGUAUACCACUGGUAGAUCAUCUCCGGGUGGAAGGCCUAUUACAUGGCGAGUGGCCAGGGCUAUAAAGUGGUCGCACUGAUCAAGUUCAGUCUCCUUAGAGCAGGUCUCUAAAUCAUUCCAGGAGCAGAACUUCAGGGCGUCCGUAAUCGACAUAUCCUCUAUAUUUCAAUAUGAUAUCCCACUCUUCAUCCUCAAUCGCGUUCCUGACUGUUCUCGCUUUGUUAUGUGGCGUUGAUAGUGCACCUGUUUCAUACACGAGUCUUGAUACCAGCUCGCAGGUCCGCGAUUCCUCAGAACCAAAUUUCGAAACCAGACAACUCGGCGGUCUACUUAAUUUAUUCAAGGCAACAUCUAAGUCUGAGAAGGGCAUCAAGGCUGCAACCAAAGGAGCCAAAUCUGGAGCAGACCAGAACGGGAACAGCAAUAGCAACUCUGGCAAUAAUGGCAAGAAAACGCAGAUAGUGGCUAUGCCCAUGGGUAUUGCGACCCGUGAAAAUGAGGGUUCUAUGGCGCUGGAAGAUCGCAGUGGUUUAGUGUGUAUCACUGUAUGAGCUUGAUUGAGUCGAAAGACAUUGUCAAUUGCACGUCUCGCCGAAGGUCGAGCGACGUUCACGCCUACACGUCUCGAAGUCAGGGGGCGGGCUGGGGCGGGAUAUUCACGAUUAGCUUGUAGAUUUGUUGUUUGUACAAAUGUAGGCAGACGCAGGAGGAGUAUCAAGUAUCGGGAGAUCUCAG
Molecule: messenger RNA, 754 nt
Organism: Lentinula edodes (shiitake mushroom)
Lineage: Eukaryota; Fungi; Basidiomycota; Agaricomycetes; Agaricales; Omphalotaceae
Exons: 4
Coding region: 190-570 (126 amino acids)
Source: RefSeq, a predicted model, not a curated record